This is a messenger RNA of Endocarpon pusillum Z07020, 720 nucleotides long. RefSeq lists its product as uncharacterized. The record is from RefSeq and is a predicted model, not a curated record. The coding region runs from base 1 to 720 and encodes 239 amino acids. The transcript has a single exon. Lineage: Eukaryota; Fungi; Ascomycota; Eurotiomycetes; Verrucariales; Verrucariaceae.
AUGCCUGCUGCCGUUGCAAAACCCGUUCUCCCUCCACUCCAGACUCCAAAGUCUUCGACAUUCCCGUCUGAGAUCUUGAGUCCACUGCCCAGUUCUCUCAGUACCGUCAAACAAGAGGAGGACAUGAGAACCCCAAUUACACCUCCUGUUGCCUACACCGACUUUCUAAAAACCCUCACGCCAGUCCUCUCCACUGCUAGCCCGAGAAGUGCUUUACCCCGGAGUUACUCCUUCGAAUCAUCUUCUGGCAAAUCGACACCCACCAGCGAACCUUCGACGGCCAACUCGGGCAGCUUCCCAUUCUCUCGCCGUGAUACCCAUAAAUCUCCGCCUGCUUCUGCUGCUACGGUCCCUAAAUCUCCCUUCACUCACCACAGAUCUGCUCGCUCUCCGACCGAUCUCAGACGCAUACGCAUACCACCCUCACCUCUUUGCUCCCCUGGCAACGACUCGCCACGGAGCGCUUCAAUCAACGCAAUGCGAUCUCCAUUUUCACCCGCCGAUUGGGCUCUCGACAGCAACGGUACCAGAUACUUCGAAACACCAAGAAGUGCUUGUGUACGGCCUGUCAGCGUUCGAUCUGUCGUUACGAGGACUGUGACAUACAAGAGAACACCGCCCCUUGAACCUGCUCCAAAGGGCAAGAAGAGGAAAAUGAGCGAGAAAUCGAUGUCACCACAACCGGUUCUUGCGACAACACCACCGACAGCUGUGGCUUAG